Molecule: messenger RNA, 999 nt
Organism: Bemisia tabaci
Lineage: Eukaryota; Metazoa; Arthropoda; Insecta; Hemiptera; Aleyrodidae
Source: RefSeq, a predicted model, not a curated record
UGUUAUCACAUCAAGUUAACGUCACUUCGUUGUGCAACUCUGGUUUUUUCUCUCUUCAACGAGACGGAAAUAGUUUAAAAUUGUUAGACAGUCGGUAAUAUACAAAAUUAUACCUUAUUACGUGUCAUGAGCGCAGCAGGCUAAACUUGAGCUUACUUAUACAGGCGGAAUUCUGGUAAAAUUUGGGAAUUUAAUCAUUGAGAACAGAUUAAAAGUUAUCCCAAAGAUGCACAGGCUAGCAGAAGCAGAAAACCAAUAUGUCACUUUGAUAAUGAUCACGCUUCAAGUCAUCCUCAUUUCAGGAUUGAUUCCGAACCUGCCAGAGGACAUUGAAAGAAAAUGUCUUAGGGAUGGAAUAAAACCGGACAUCGUGGACGUAAUUCCCGAUUUUGAAAUUGAGGUUAUGUUCGGAGAUGGGGUGCUCGUUGAGUUCGGAAAUGAAAUCAAUGAGAGAGAGUGUCAGGAGGAACCAAACGUUUUAUGGCCGUUCGAGAAAAAUACGACACAUUAUACACUCAUAAUGACAGAUCCAGAUUAUCCCACCCGCUCAAAUGCCUCACAGCGGGAAUUUCAGCAUUGGCUCAUUGGGAAUAUUCCAGGAACGGUUGAGGGGAAUGGUGAAGAGUUAACCCCCUGGUAUCCUCCUCAUCCAAUUAAAUUUGGCGGAUUCCACAGGUAUACGUUCAUUGUCUUCAUGCAACCGGAGGGGGAAAAAAUUAAGUUUGACGAACCUAAACUGAACGACUCUGUACAUGGACGAGCACAUUUCAACACUAAGAAGUUUGCGGCCAAGUACAAUUUAGGAGAUCCGGUGGCGAUUAAUUAUUUCCGUGCCGAGUCUUUUUACGGAUGAGGAAACAGUCUAGUGAUUGGAGGCAGAGGAUAAUCAUCGAUGGAUAAUUCUGUGAAAUAUUUCAGGAGUCUAUCUUUCGCAAAAAAUAAACUAAAUCACCUCUAUUUAUAAUUUUCACAAGAAUAAAUUACGAGUUUAAAUCUUCA